AUGGCAACCAGCAACCACAUGCAUAAUAUGACUACUCUUAUCAAGCGGCUGGAAGCCGCGACCUCCCGUUUGGAGGACAUGGCUAUGUCGCUGGAUGACCCUCACUCGCCGAAACACGUCGGAAGUGCAGCAACUCCUGAACCUGCAGCGCCUGUUCCAGUGAAUACAGUUGCUCCCCCAGCGCCUCUCGUGGCCCCUUCGCUUCCGCCCCAAAUAGAAGACUUCGAUGCGUUGAUCAAUGGGGAUGUUCGAAGCUUCGUGGAUCUCGGCAAGAAGAUCGGUGGUCUUGUAGCAGAGCAGUCCAAGGCUGUUCUUCAAGCUUUCGAAGCCGAGCGCACCUACCUUUACGUCUCGACAAAGGCGAGAAAGCCCGAACCUCAGCCACCAGAGCUCAUGACUGAGCUCCACAAUGCUUCUGAUACCAUCAAUAACAUCCGCGAGUCAAACAGAGCCUCCCCUCUCUUUAAUCACCUUAGCGCUGUCGCGGAAGGCAUAGUUGCUCUGGGCUGGUUCUUUGAGCCUAAGCCUGCUGAUUUCGUCAGCGAGAUUGUCGGAGGCAUCCAGUAUUAUGGAAACAAGGUGUUGAAGGAGUACAAGGAGAAGGACCAAACUCACGUUCAGUACAUCCAAGCCUACUACCAGAUUUUCAAGUCGCUAGCUGCGUACCUGAAGAAACAUUAUCCCAAAGGACUCACCUGGAACCAGGAAUCUGGUAUUGAUGCGCAGGAAGCGCUUAGGCAAAUCAAAAGCGGCGUUUCCGGCCAGGCACCACCACCCCCUCCUCCACCUCCCGUGCCAACUCUGAACGUCCCUGGAGGAGUCCCACCUCCCCCCCCUCCGCCACCCGGCGUCCCUCCUGCGCCCGUUGCAGCAGCAGCAGACAUGUCUGCAGUCUUCGCGCAGCUGAACCAAGGCAACGCCGUCACCUCCGGACUCCGCAAGGUUGAUAAAUCCGAGAUGACGCACAAGAACCCCAGCCUGCGUGCGGGCGCAACGGUGCCUGAACGCCCAAGCUCUCAGGGUAGCAUUUCUCGCUCCAAGUCACCUGCCCCGAGCAAGAAGCCCAAGCCGGAGAGCAUGCGUGCUCGUAAGCCGCCGCGUAAAGAGCUCGAAGGCAACAAGUGGCUCCUUGAGAAUUUCGAUAACCCCGGUGGCAUCAUCGAGAUUUCCGCUCAGCAGAAUCAAUCUAUCCUAAUCAGCCGUUGCAACAAGACUAUCGUGAAGGUGAACAACAAGGCCAACGCAAUCUCCAUCGACAACUGCAACGGUCUUUCCAUCAUUGUGGAUUCGCUUGUCAGCAGCCUCGACGUCAUCAAGUCUCCCAAAUUUGCUCUGCAGAUUGACGGGGUCGUGCCCACUCUUUUGCUUGACCAAGUCGACGGUGCGACCAUCUACCUUGGACAGCAGAGCUUGGCUACCGAGGUCUUCUCUAGUAAAUGCACGGCUAUCAACGUCAUGCUCCCGCCUAAGGAGGGAACCGAUGAGGAUACCAAGGAGUGUCCAGUUCCGGAACAGAUCAAGUCGUAUGUCAAAGACGGGGUUCUCGUGAGCGAAAUUGUCGAGCACGCAGGCUAG
Aspergillus viridinutans is the source of this 1575-nucleotide messenger RNA. It is a transcript of the gene capA, whose product is annotated as adenylate cyclase-binding protein. The transcript is spliced from 4 exons. The record is from RefSeq and is a predicted model, not a curated record. NCBI's taxonomy places the organism in Eukaryota, Fungi, Ascomycota, Eurotiomycetes, Eurotiales, Aspergillaceae. Bases 1 to 1575 code for a protein of 524 amino acids. Gene Ontology annotation, cellular component: cytoplasm. Gene Ontology annotation, molecular function: adenylate cyclase binding; actin binding. Gene Ontology annotation, biological process: cytoskeleton organization; regulation of adenylate cyclase activity.